AUUUUUUCGCUUCGUUGCAAUGGGAAUGUAGUCAUCACACACAUUAUAAUUGUCUUCCCGAUCAUGACGUGUUAAAUGUUACUUCAGAAAAAAUAUCCCAGUUUAAAAUUUGCGAAUUAAAUAAAGUUAUAAAAAUUGAACAAGAUAAAAGAAGCAAUAAUAAUUGGGGAAGAAAUAAAAUUUUCAAGGUCAAGAAGAAGAAAGGCUUUGCUAUUCAUGCAUUUGAAGGCAAGGAGAAGGAUGAAUUGGCAUUCGCUAAGGGUGACGUUAUAUCGAUACUAAACUCAAAAGAUGACCAUUGUUGGUUGGGAGAAAUGAACGGUGUUAGAGGCUGGUUUCCUUCUGCUUACAUAAAAUUAAUCAAAGAAUCCUUCAAAAUAAGUUGCGCAGCUGGUGACGAUUCAAUACAUGAAAUGGUAGCUCAUCUCAUUAGAGGACCUUUAUGUUCCAGCGUGCAAGAUAUAUUUAAACACGGUUUAAUCUCCAAAUCAAAUUUUUCAUUCCUCUCAGCAAAUCCAAAAAAUACUUGGGAAGUAAUACAACGGGUAAUACAAGAGAUAUCCAGAGAUAGUAAAAAUAAUGAAUUUUCAAAUCCAAAGCUUAAUCUAUGCAACGCCUACAACUUAGACGAUAAUAAUAAGGCAUUACUAACACCGAUUCAGCUAUUGGAACAGUCUUUAGAAAAUAUUGAGGCUACCCACUACAAAUUCAAAUCUCCACCAGAGAUAAAAUUUCGAAGUUUGAUAUGUGCCGGAUUAAACCACAAAGUAUUGCAUCAUUGGUUUGAAGAAAUUACCAAAUAUCAAAAAGUUUUAGAAAAAUGGUAUGAUCCUUAUUCCUUUCUAGUGACACCCGUUAGAUUCCAUAUUAUAAACGAAUUCAAGCUAAAUCUAGAAUGGGAAUUGCCUUUGAAUUCUCCUAGAAACUGCCUUUCUCAAAUCUUUACAAAUAGAGCCCCCUCACAAAUAACGGAUAAAUUCAUUGUUAAAGAUACGAAUUCUUAUCAGGAUAAUAUAUCGCGAAUUCAAUUAUCUCUCAAGCAUAAUUUAUUUAGUUAUGAUUUGUAAAUUUUUAUGCU
This is a messenger RNA of Gordionus sp. m RMFG-2023, 1078 nucleotides long. RefSeq names its product small G protein signaling modulator 3-like. The transcript is spliced from 10 exons. The record is from RefSeq and is a predicted model, not a curated record. The coding region runs from base 315 to 1067 and encodes 250 amino acids. Lineage: Eukaryota; Metazoa; Nematomorpha; Gordioida; Chordodea; Parachordodidae.